AUUUGGCGACACUCCUCGGGGCUGCCUGGGGUGUCGCGUGGGUGAUUGCUUCAGGCUUUUUCGGGCGAGGUCCACUGAUCAGCAGGAGAAGCAGAACACGCCUCAGCAGCUCGGUUCAGCGGGGUAGGCACUGGCAUCCCGCUGCUUGCAAUCAUGGCAGGCGACGUCAAUCUGUCGCGGCCAAUCAGUUCGCGCAACUAGUGAUGGGCCCGCUGCCACCACGGAGUUCGCGGCCGCUGGCUGGACUCUCGUUGUGGGCUCUCUUCGUGUUCUCAUCAGGGUCGGCAAACUACUGGCGGCUCACGCGUGCGCACCGUCGUGCGCCACCAUCCAUGAAUAUGCUUUCUCUCACGCGGCCUGCGGGUCGUCUCCUCCCUCGUCGGCCGGUGUUUUUUCGUCUUUGCUCCCUCAUGGCAGGAGCUGUCGUUCUUGGUUUUUGUUUCUGAGACAGAAAAGAGGGCGAUGGAUUCGAGUCGAGACACAAGAGAAGAGGCGAACGACUGCCCGC
This is a messenger RNA of Amoebophrya sp. A25, 508 nucleotides long. The record is from the annotation of a GenBank genome assembly. NCBI's taxonomy places the organism in Eukaryota, Dinophyceae, Syndiniales, Amoebophryaceae.